Anguilla rostrata (American eel) is the source of this 1611-nucleotide messenger RNA. It is a transcript of the gene taf12, whose product is annotated as TAF12 RNA polymerase II, TATA box binding protein (TBP)-associated factor. Gene Ontology annotation, molecular function: TBP-class protein binding; DNA binding; protein heterodimerization activity. The transcript has 6 exons. The record is from RefSeq and is a predicted model, not a curated record. Gene Ontology annotation, biological process: DNA-templated transcription initiation; RNA polymerase II preinitiation complex assembly. NCBI's taxonomy places the organism in Eukaryota, Metazoa, Chordata, Actinopteri, Anguilliformes, Anguillidae. The coding region runs from base 326 to 727 and encodes 133 amino acids. Gene Ontology annotation, cellular component: SAGA complex; SLIK (SAGA-like) complex; transcription factor TFIID complex.
AUUCCAAACAGAAAGGAAGUGUUUCCAAAUAGAAAGGAAGACGAAUAUCUGAAACCACACAAAGCUUGAGCAUUGUUGUGCGCGUUUGCUGUCGUCGAACCACAAAUAUUUCAGAUUACAACGGCAAAACAUGGGGAGAUAGAGGUUCGAUUUUCAAGGUUCCAGCUAAUUGGACGUCGGUCCCCCUUUGAGACCCCACAGAAGGAAGCUUGAGGCCCCUGAGAGGCCCCAUGGUCUGAGGAUUGGGCCCCUGUACCAGUCCUCUCCCCGCAGCAUCAUUAACCUGCCCGGCUUCUCAAGCUCCGCCUCCCCGCUCUCCGCCAGCAUGGCCAACAGCGCCGCCGCCACCCCCGCCAAGGUCCUGGGGACCCCCGGGCCCGCCGGGAGACUCAGCCCCGAGGGGACACAGGUGCUGAGUAAGAAGAAGCUGCAGGAUCUCGUGCGUGAGAUCGACCCCAACGAGCAGCUGGAUGAAGACGUGGAGGAGAUGCUCCUGCAGAUCGCGGACGACUUCAUCGAGAGCGUGGUGACCGCCGCCUGCCAGCUCGCUCGCCAUCGCAAGUCCAGCACCCUGGAGGUGAAGGACGUCCAGCUGCACUUGGAACGGCAGUGGAACAUGUGGAUUCCCGGGUUCGGCUCGGACGAGAUCCGGCCGUACAAGAAGGCGUGCACCACAGAAGCCCACAAGCAGAGGAUGGCUCUGAUCCGCAAGACGACCAAAAAAUAGCGAGAGCACCUGGAGCUCCUCCCUCCCUCCUGCUUUUCUCUCCUCCUCUCUCCUCCUCUCUCCUUCUCUUCUCUUUUUUCCCCUGUCUUUUUCCCCGGACUGCCGGUUGGGUGGAGUCGGACGAGGGUUGGCAGGAGAGCGCGAUACUGAGUGCAGUGACCGAUGUGUUAGAGGGGGGUCAUUGUGUACAUUUAUACCAUCAGCCGUUUGGGUGGAAGGGUUGUGUCGGGGGUGGGUGGGUGGGUGUGGUUAGUUUGUUGCGUACAGUCUGUGUGCGAAUGUGUGUGUGUGUGAGAGAGUGAGUGUGACUGAGAGUGUGUGUGUGCGUGCGUGCCCAUCUCAGAUUCUCCAUGCUGGGAUCUCCCUGUUCUGUAGUCUCGUGGAGUCCGAUGUCACCAGCCCCUCUUCCUCUUCCUCUUCGUCUUGUUGUAUCUCUCUCUCUCGCCUGUCCUCCCACCAGUUUUAGUAUUUCCCAGUAAUUCAGUCACCCAGCUUUGGAAGGCAAGUGUAGUUGGGGAGGGGGGAGGGGGGAGGGGGGGGGGGGCAUGCUAAAUUAAUUUACUGGUACCCCCACACACACACACACGCACGCACUCACACUUAAACACACACACACGCAUACACAUGCACGUGCGCGCACACACUGUUCGCCCAUUUUUGAAAAACUGCACACAUGCCCCUCCUCCCCCCACAAACUCUCUGUGAUUGGCUAGUGUGCCCCCCCCCCCACUGGAAGUCUGUAAUCACCUGUUAGUUCAUUGUGCUCGGCACUGCUGAAAAAACUACAAAGACCACAAUGCACAAUGGGAUAAGGCUACAGCAGCCUCAGCGCAGUAGUGCAUGUUCACUUUUUUGAGUUAUUAUUUUAGAUUUCCCUCUUUUUU